Molecule: messenger RNA, 5319 nt
Organism: Malaya genurostris
Lineage: Eukaryota; Metazoa; Arthropoda; Insecta; Diptera; Culicidae
Exons: 4
Coding region: 1-5319 (1772 amino acids)
Biological process (GO): DNA integration
Molecular function (GO): nucleic acid binding
Source: RefSeq, a predicted model, not a curated record
AUGGCGGAUGAGAAGAAAUUACGUGAGUUGGAGCAGACGAAGGAUAACAUUGUGGAUUCGGUGGCUUUGUUGGAAAGUUAUGCGAAGGAGUUCGAGGACAGCAAAUUUGCGGGUCAAGUAGAAGCAUGGGCGGAAAAAUUGGAAAAAUUUUACGACGAGUUUCAUCGAGUUGUGGUGAAGUUAGAAAUGUUUUCCACUAAAGAGGAGCCAAUCGACAUAAAAAAGGAACGGCAACGGUUCGACGGUCGCUAUUAUGCUCUCCGAAGCUUCUACUUGACAAAGAUGGCGAAGCAGUCUCGGCCUACCCGUUCCACUACCCCUGCACCACCGAAACCACUAAGUAUUCGACUUCCUGAAAUCAAUCUCCCGAAAUUCACCGGUAAGUUAGAAGACUGGUGUGAUUUUCGCGAUUCGUUUGAAUCCGCUUUAGGUUCACGAAGCGACAUCAGUUCCGUCGAGAAGAUGCACUACUUGAAGGGUCUUGUUCAAGGAGAGGCAGCGCACAUACUCGAUCCGAUAAAGGUAAGCGAACAGGGCUAUAAGGAUGCCUGGCGUACGCUUCGGUUGCGCUUCGAAAACAAACGGCUGUUAAUUAAAUGUCACAUCAAAACGUUAUUCGACAGUCCCGCUAUGCGCAGAGAAUCCGCCGAAGAACUUCUCGCGCUGAUUGAUCGAUUCGAGCAGCAAAUUUCCGUGUUGAAGAGUUUAGGUGAACCAGCAGACCGAUGGAGUUCUAUUCUGGUUUAUCAAAUGUCUAUUCGCCUUGAUCCGUGUACGCUUCGGGAAUGGGAGAACUAUUGUAGCAAACUUGAUGCCGACAAUUUGGGAGGAGCCGCAAUCACAUUCGACGACAUAGAACCUGACGGUUCUAUUUCAAUGUCAUCGUACGUGACAAUGGCCAUGUAUCUCCAAAACUAUGCUCGAGUACUGCAAGCCGUGUCUCCGUCGAUGUCGAACGUAUCUUUUCGAAAUAAGCCAAGCCUAACAAGCAAGGCUGCAGCCUUCCCCGUCACCUCUGGACAACCAGCCGAACCAACCAACGCAUCGUCUACAAACGUCGCUAAGCCGAAGGCGUGCGACAUGUGCGGUGAUAGUCAUUACCUGUACAGUUGUCCGGAAUUCCGUAAGAUCAAUCUUCGUCAACGAACCGACCUGCAACAGGUUACCUCUUUGGUCACUGCCACUCAGGCAGCGCUAGUCUCGCCGUCCCAAGUAUUAGUUCCAGGAACUGUUUUCCCUCCGACGGCGCUCGUAAACAUCCGUAACCCUAACGGCCAUAUCGUAACAGCUCGUUGCUUGCUGGACUAUGCAUCCCAACGCAAUUUUGUUUCUACAUCCUUCUGUGAACGACUGCAGUUAUCCCGAAGCCGAUUGCUUCACGCUAUUCCGAUCAGUGGAAUUGGUAACAAGACGACACGGGUUGAACAUCAGACAACGAUAACCAUCUCUUCUCGAGUGACUUCAUUUUCGAUUAAGUGCUCCAUGCUAGUUUUACCCUCAAUAACGGUAAAACUUCCCCAGUCGACGACAGAAGCUCGUCACUGGCCGAUUCCGAAGCACAUAGAGCUUGCUGACCCCACUUUCGCAGUGUCGGGUGACAUCGAGUUGAUCUUAGGCGCCGUGCAUUUCUUUCGUAUUCUUCGAUAUGGUAGAAUAUCUCUCGGCGAUGAUCUACCGCUGCUUCAGAACACCGAGUUUGGAUGGGUGGUUUCUGGAGAGUGCCUGUUAGCCCAUCACGACCAAAGUGAUCCGCACAACUGUCAAUUUAGCAACCCUUGCGCAAUCGAUGAGCUUGUCACCCGAUUCUGGCAGCUUGAAGAAGUACAUGACACGAAAGGAUGGUCUCCAUCAGAACGAUAUUGCGAAGAACACUUUACCAAAAACACCACUAGAGACACGGACGGUCGCUACACCGUCAAGCUUCCCAAACGAGAUGAACUGCUCUGGCAGCUCAAGGAUAAUCGGUAUAAUGCAAUCCGUCGGUUCUUCUCUCUCGAGCGCUCACUUGGAUUGAGCCCCGAACGAAAGUCGAUGUAUCAACAAUUCAUCCACGAGUACGUCAGGCUAGGACAUAUGCGAGAGAUCCGCCCUGAUGAAGAUGACGUGCAACUGCAGUACUUUCUCCCGCAUCACGCCGUAAUGAAGCUUGAUAGUGCUACUACAAAGCUUCGUACCGUAUUCGACGCAUCGUGCCGUUCCAAAUCUGGCAUUUCGUUGAACGAUGUCCUACUAGCAGGUCCCACCAUUCCGGACUCUCUAGUUACGAUAGUCCUUCGGUUCCGUAUACAUCAGUUUGUCAUCUCUGCGGACAUUGACAAAAUGUACCGGCAGAUUGUUGUUCACCCAGAUGACCAACCGCUUCAACGCAUAGUCUGGCGCGAUGAUCCUAGUUCUGACCUGAAGACGUUUCAGCUACGCACCGUGACAUAUGGUACGAGUUGUGCCCCAUUCCUAGCAACUAGAGUGUUGCAACAGCUAGCCGAUGACGAAGGACAUUGUUAUCCGUUAGCCGAAUCAUCGCUACGCCAUGAUUUUUAUGUAGACAAUUUACUUUCCGGGUCAGAUAACGCUGAGUCUCUCGCCGCUACCUGCGAACAGCUCAUUUCCAUGUUGACUAGUGCUGGAUUGCCUCUUCGACAGUGGUCUUCAAAUUGUCAGAUGGUUCUUAACACCAUCCCGUUGGAGCUCCGAGAAACGCAAACAUUACUCGAUUUAGACCAUGAAUCGUCGACUCCCAAUUGGAAGGAAUGUACCGUGUUAAAUAAGCGAGCCAUUCUUUCUCAGAUCAGCAGUCUGUUUGACCCGCUAGGGCUGAUUGGUCCUACAAUUUCUAAAGCUAAGAUUAUGCUGCAAAAUCUUUGGAGACUUCAGCUGGACUGGGACACACCCGUGGCAAAGUCGUUUGCUUGUCAAUGGUAUGAUUUUCAGCAAAACCUUUCUGCAUUGACCGACCUUCGAGUUUCCCGCCCUGUAAUUAGUCCAGGGUAUGAUCGCGUGGAGAUUCAUGGAUUCAGUGACGCAUCGGAAGCUGCGUAUGGUGCCUGCAUAUAUCUUCGCUCAAUACAAUCAGAAGGUUCAUGUACAGUUCGACUACUAAUAUCCAAAUCAAAAGUCGCUCCGAUAGGUAUUCAAACGAUCCCACGACUCGAGCUGUGUGCAGCUCAGUUGCUGGCCAGACUUCUAACGCAGGUUCAGAACAGCACAAACGUUAUUGGCACUGUGUAUUUGUGGACCGAUUCUUCAAUAGUGUUAAACUGGAUAGCAACGAGUCCAUCGGCAUGGAAAACGUUCGUUGCAAAUCGCGUAGCUGAAAUACAAGAGCUAACGUCACACGUCGAAUGGAAUCAUGUUCCGUCCAAGGAUAAUCCCGCCGAUCUUAUUUCUCGAGGAAUGGAUCUUCAAGAGCUCCUCACUAAUGAUCUGUGGUGGACCGGACCUCAAUGGCUAAAUUCAACUCUCGCACCUUGGCCAGAAAAAUAUACUAGCGCGUCUCAGCAAAGUCCGGAGUCCCGGAAAUCUAGAAAGACAGUUGCUUUACCGGUCAUAAAUCAAGAUGUACCAGAUAUCAUCGAUCGAUACUCCAGUCUUCGUCAGUUACUUCGUAUUGCAACGCUUCUCCGACGAUUUACUCAAAACUGUAUUCGCCGCAGGACUCAUCAACCAAUCCUCUCUGGAUCGCUAACGCCGCUUGAGAUCGAUUGUACUCUGCUCAGUCUAGUUCGAAGAGUACAAGAGCAACACUUUUCCCAAGACAUACAGAAACUUCACAGCACUGGAAGAAUCCAUCGAAAAUCUAAAUUACGAUUCUUGCAUCCGCAAAUCGUCGAUGGCAUAAUUCGUGUUGGCGGCCGACUUCACAAUGCAAGAAUCACUGUCGAAGAAAAGCACCCGAUUGUACUACCAAAGCAUCGUCUCACUGAAAUGAUCGCCAGGAGAGAACACCUUCAAACGCUUCAUGCUGGACCAAGCCUGCUGCUAUCAUUACUCCGUCAAAGAUUUUGGCCUCUUAGUGGUCGAAACUUAGUUCGCAAUAUUGUGCAUCGCUGCAUGAUCUGCGCACGGGCAAAACCCAAGCCUCUGCAACAGCUAAUGGGUAAUCUGCCCCCUGUUCGGGUCAACCAAGCUUACCCGUUUCAGAACGUUGGCAUCGAUUUAGCUGGUCCAAUUUUCGUACGUACAUCACUGAGAAACAAACGUACUCCGUUCAUCAAAGCGUACAUCACGGUCUAUAUGUGUAUGGCUACCAAAGCGGUCCAUUUGGAUCUAGUAACAGACUUAACUACCGCAGCAUUCAUUGCUAGUCUGCGAAGGUUUGUCAGUCGCCGAGGAAAGCCUGCUCAUAUAUAUUGCGACAAUGCUACGAACUUUGUAGGCGCACAACGAGAACUGGGAGAACUCCGGAAACUUUUCCGCAGUGAGCAACACCAGAAUGCUGUUGCUAAUAAGUGUUCAGACGAAGGAUUUCAUUUUCACUUUAUUCCACCCCGUUCGCCUACGUUUGGUGGAAUCUGGGAGGCCUGUGUUAAGUCUGUCAAGACCUUGCUCCGUAAAAUACUCGGAAAUGCUCAUCUAACUGAAUCUGAACUGCAAACAGCGUUAGUUCAAGUGGAAGCCAUGUUAAACUCUCGCCCAAUCACUCCGAUGUCGGACAAUCCCUCUGAUGAAAUGGCUCUUACUCCGGGACACUUUCUGAUCGGCCGUUCUCUUAAUUCGAUCCCAGAUCCCGAUUAUCAAGAACUUCCCGAGACGCGACUCUCUCGUUGGGAAAGAGUACAACAGAUAUCUCAACAUUUCUGGUCUCGUUGGCACAAGGAGUAUCUUGCAACGUUACAAAACCGUUAUCGCUGGACUCAAGCCACAGAUAAUUUAGUUGUUGGAUCCAUCGUCGUCUUAAAGGAUGAAAGAAACCCUCCACAGAGAUGGCCCCUGGGACGUGUACUCAGCGUCCAUCCAGGACCAGACGAGCUGGUUCGCGUCGCAACCGUCAAAUGUGGCCUCGGCAUCGUUGAACGAGCACUUUCAAAGUUGUGCCUGCUGCCAGUUGAAAUUGAUCCGUCCACUGUAAUACAAAGUGGAUCUCUGUCCAGUAAUUCCACCGCCACCACGCCAGAGGAGGGUCCUUGCUUAGGGAACAGAGCCGCCGGACACGGUCCCGGCCCCUACUCGGGCCAGCUUGGCUACCGGUCUACGUAUGAUCCCCCUCGCAGUUUUGACUACGGCCUGUCGCACUCUCCCAUCUCCCGCCUUGAUCAACUCCUGUACCCGCCCACGAAUCCAGUUAUUCCGCUUCGACUCAUCGACGAUGAAUACAAGGUUUAA